UAGGUGUUUCCGGUGAUGAAUUUAGUGUCUUACGAUCACCACAAUCUGUCAUUUUCCGAGAUGGAAGGGCCAAUACCAGGGGAGCGGAUCCCAGACAUAGCAGCAUUAUCCAUGGGCUUUUCUGUUGAAGAAGAUCUUUCCUGGCCUGGGCUUGCAGUGGGUGAUAUAUUCCAUCGUCCUCGCGCUACUGUUCUUGUGACUGUAAAGGGAGUAGACAAGCUGGUGAUGCCUAAAGAUGGAGUUUCUUAUCCUGUUGAGAAUGCUGUUCCUUUCAGUCUUGACAGUGUUGCAAAUGCUAUUCACACCUUGUUUUCUGAAGAAACCCCUGUAGUCUUACAGUUGGCUCCUAGUGAAGAAAGAGUGUAUAUGGUGGGAAAGGCAAAUUCUGUAUUUGAAGACCUUUCCGUCACGUUGCGACAGUUACGGAACCGCCUUUUCCAGGAUAAUUCCAUUCUCAGUUCUCUUCCCCUCAACUCCCUCAGCAGAAACAAUGAGGUUGACCUGCUCUUUCUAUCAGAACUACAAGUCCUGCAUGAUAUCGCCAGCUUGUUGUCAAGACAUAAACCUGGCAAAGGAUCACUCUCCAGAUCUCUAUUCACUGGAAUUGGCUGGGUUAGAAGAAAUUGGGAAACGUAUGGGGAAGACUCUCUGCAAUUCAAGGAUGCCUCUCAGAUUCUUGCUGAUUCCCUGCAAAAGUUUGCCGAUGAGAUGUAUAAUCUCUAUGGUGGGAAUGCCGUAGUAGAGGUGGUGACUGCAAAGACAUUUGAUACGCCCCUUGUGAGGAAGAGUCGAUCCAUUCUCCAGUCUUCACAGAGCACCUCAUAUAACCUAGGAUAUCCAUACAACUUCAACUACGCUGUGGUCUUUAACAUAGUUCUGUGGCUCAUGAUAGGCCUUGCAUUAGCUGUGAUUGUAAUCUCCUACAACCUCUGGAACAUGGAUCCUGGCUAUGACAGCAUUAUUUACAGGAUGACAAAUCAGAAGAUAAGAAUGGAUUGAACUUCAGUCCAGGGAAAGAAGUGUAUGGCUACUUCCAAAAUGUGUACAAAAAUUAAUAUUUUUGUCAUGAUUUAAGGAAGUCCACAUUUAAGGUGCUUUUAUUUCACUAACGAUCCCUUGUGUUUUCUUUAGGCUUUAGAUGAGUGAACUUACAAAACUGAAUCUAUAGUCUGCUAUAAAACCAUGGUCUACUAGUUACUAAAUGAUAAACUUCAUUCCAUUUUAGUAAUGCAAAAUGAAUUUUAGAAAUAAUACCCUGUAUUGCUUGUGAUAUUGUGUGUAUGUGUGGGGGGAAAUGCACUGAAAUGACAGCAACUUUCUGAUUUAAGCUUUUUACACUGGAGAGUUAAACUAUUAAGCUCUGUUGUAUAUUAUGAACCAGAUGUAAAUGUUUAUGUUGAUGUAAAUAUUUCUAAUGGUACAUGAAGUGUUCAGGGAAAAACAGAUUAGCCCUUUGUGUAAAAACCUUCAAUAUGGGAAUAGUUCCACAAAAACAGUUCUGGGUUGAAACCGUAUUUGGGGUUGGGUUUUUUAACAUUCCAACCACCACCAUUAACCUUAAGGAACAUGAGGGUUGGUGUAGAUCUUACUAGCUCACUGCUGCAUUUAGAAGGACUCUGGAGAGAUGAUAGCUAGAAACAUUGGUGUGGUUGGUCUGUAAUAGUCAGGAAACUACAAAUGUAGAAAUAGUUAAGUGGAAUGUCAUACUGUAGAAACUUACAGUAUGAUGCUUAUUUUUUUUCUUGUGUGUUGUAGCUAUUCAAAACACCUGCUUUUGGUGGUGAAAGUGGACCAAUAAUUGGCACUCAUCCAGACUCCAUUUUUAUUACUUCAACCCAUUCACUAAAUAAAACAAGUAACACUUGCACUUGAGUUAUUUUCCUAUUGAGGAACUUAAGCUAAACCAAGCAAAUGUAGGCAGCUAGAUGUGUGUAAUUACAUUAGGCCACCUUAAACAAAGUUUGCUGUAACUUCUACUCCUGAUUGCUAUUGGCCUGCUGGGUGACCUUGAGUAAGUCACUCCCAUCAGAGUGCCUCUGUUUUCCCCAUAUGUAAAAAAAACUGGGAUGUUACUGACCACUCAAGUAGAGUAUUUCAUGCAUAGAUCUCAGAGUGAUUUGAAAGUUAAUACUGAAAGGCUUUUACAAGCCAAUAAAGCUCUAAGUAUUUGAAGUUA
This is a messenger RNA of Pelodiscus sinensis (Chinese soft-shelled turtle), 2176 nucleotides long. NCBI's taxonomy places the organism in Eukaryota, Metazoa, Chordata, Testudines, Trionychidae. The record is from RefSeq and is a predicted model, not a curated record.